AGGAACUCAUUCCUUUGAUCGUGUGACGAAAAUGAUAUGCGACAUAAAUAAGCAAUAUAAAUUACCCGUGGAAAAAAUUGUUUAUACGAUUACUGACAAUGGAUCUAACUUCGUUAAGGCAUUUAAAGAAUUUGGAGUUGAAUUAAGACCUAUAAAUGAAUGUGACAGUGAUGACGGAUCUGACUCUGAUUCCGAUUCAAAUGACUCGAUAAUUGCUUUAGGUCCUCAAUUUCGAUCUGUAACUCCACGUCUGUCAAAACACUUUCCUUGUGCGAGCCACACUCUAAAUCUUUUGGCUUCAACCGAUUUCAACAAAAUUUUGAAUUCAUCAAGUCAGGAUAUUAAAGAUAUUCACAAAAGAUCUUUCCAAAGAUGCACACAGCUUUGGAAUAAAUGCAAUAGACCAAAAUCUGCAGAAGUAGUUAAUGAAGUUAUAAACGCGAAUUUAAUAACUCCAUCGAAGAAGUUGAGUACUUAG
This is a messenger RNA of Bactrocera neohumeralis, 478 nucleotides long. RefSeq lists its product as uncharacterized. NCBI's taxonomy places the organism in Eukaryota, Metazoa, Arthropoda, Insecta, Diptera, Tephritidae. The coding region runs from base 32 to 478 and encodes 148 amino acids. The record is from RefSeq and is a predicted model, not a curated record. The transcript has 4 exons.